Molecule: messenger RNA, 615 nt
Organism: Mytilus californianus (California mussel)
Lineage: Eukaryota; Metazoa; Mollusca; Bivalvia; Mytilida; Mytilidae
Exons: 2
Coding region: 1-615 (204 amino acids)
Source: RefSeq, a predicted model, not a curated record
AUGGAUGACACAGAACAUGAGUGGCAAGUAGAUCUGCCUGUAACUAAUUCGUUAUCUACUCCUAUAGCAGCAAUGGUAGACCCAGGCAUUAAACAAAAAAUUUGGCAAGAUAAAUAUAUUGAUCUUUCUUUAUUGUUACCACAAAAUUGUUUAGCAAAUUCCAAGAAAAAUGGCUUGCAGUUUCAAGUGUCUGGGAAUUCAACCAUGUCACUGGUUCCUAACAGGCCUAGGUUUAUUAUUUCAUCUAUUGAACAGUGGACAACAGCUUUUUUAAGAUUUAUGGCAAUUUAUAGUGAAAAAUUCCCAGAGUCCACUGCUUACUUGGCGAAGCAUGCAGAACUUGUUAGGGAUUUGGCUUCCACGCAGUCAAGUAACAAUACUUGGCUGACAUAUGAUCAGCAAGUCCAUAUGGACAGACAAAUAAGAGGAGUGCCAUGGCAUAGUUUAAACAUGGAAUUCUAUAUUAUAGCAACAAUGCCCCAACAGGGGAGUCCCCAGGGAUGUCGUCCUUUUCGGUUUUCAACGAACGAAACGUUGCCAAAAGGGGUGUGUUGGAACUAUAAUAAAGAUGGAUUUUGUUGCAUCAAAGUUUGCAAAUUUGCCCAUCGUUGCUGA